UUAAUCAAAUAUUUUUUUAAAAAGUAAAACUGACAUACACACAUGAUACUCAUCUUUAGUACAAUAGAUUAAAGGGUAUAAGAAUACAUUCGUAAGAUAAUAUAUAGAACAAUAGUAGUAACAUGCACAUGCCCAUGAUACCAUGCACAUGCAAAUGUCUCUCUCUCCUUUUCUACGUUUCUAUAUAAUCCAAAGACUCAUUACACAACACCACUCUAUAUCAAACAUUUCUUUUAAAAAUGAGAAAGUUGUUGGCAUCGCCGUUUAGUUCAUUACUCGCCGUCGUUUUCAUUUCCGUCAUCUCCGUCGUCAGAUGCUGCUCUCCUAAAGAUCAGACGGCUCUCAAUGCUUUCAAGUCGUCACUGAGCGAACCAAACCUCGGUAUCUUCAACACUUGGUCUGAAAACACUGAUUGUUGCAAGGAAUGGUACGGUAUCAGCUGCGAUCCUGAUUCGGGUCGGGUCACUGAUAUUUCUCUCCGGGGAGAAUCUGAAGACGCCAUUUUCCAAAAGGCAGGCCGGUCCGGUUAUAUGUCCGGUUCGAUUGAUCCAGCAGUUUGUGACUUAACCGCACUCACUUCCCUCGUUCUCGCCGACUGGAAAGGAAUCACCGGAGAGAUUCCUCCGUGCAUUACUUCCCUAGCUUCGCUCCGUAUCCUCGAUCUCGCCGGCAACAAGAUCACCGGGGAGAUUCCCGCGGAAAUCGGCAAACUCUCGAAACUCGCUGUUUUAAACCUCGCCGAGAAUCAAAUGUCCGGCGAGAUUCCGGCGUCACUGACGUCACUCAUCGAGUUGAAGCAUCUUGAAUUGACGGAAAAUGGAAUCACCGGCGUGAUCCCGGCCGAUUUCGGAUCGUUGAAGAUGUUGAGCAGAGUUUUACUGGGCCGUAACGAACUAACCGGGUCAAUUCCAGAGUCGAUCUCGGGUAUGGAACGGUUAGCGGAUCUGGAUCUAUCCAAAAACCAUAUCGAAGGUCCGAUACCCGAAUGGAUGGGUAACAUGAAGGUACUCUCACUUUUGAAUCUCGAUUGCAAUUCGUUAACCGGUCCAAUCCCCGGUUCGCUUCUUAGCAAUUCCGGUUUAGAUGUUGCCAAUUUGAGCCGAAAUGCGUUGGAAGGAACUAUACCCGACGUUUUCGGGUCAAAAACGUAUUUAGUUUCGCUUGAUCUGUCACACAAUAGUCUAUCGGGUCGGAUCCCGGAUUCGUUGUCGUCAGCUAAGUUUGUGGGACAUUUGGAUAUUAGCCAUAACAAGCUUUGUGGGCGUAUUCCAACGGGUUUUCCUUUUGAUCACCUUGAAGCUACGUCGUUUAGUGACAACCAAUGUCUCUGCGGUGGCCCUUUGACGACGUCAUGUUAAUAACAAGGAUAUGGUUUCUGGUUUUACUGAACCGGGUUAUUCUUUUUGCUGUUGCUCUUGUUCGUUGUAUCAAACUUGUGAUAUUUUGCUUUUCAUUUCUUCGUCUUUCAGAUUUUAGUUUCUAAAGCUAAGAUAUGUUACUGGCAACGGACAGGUACACCGAUCCAAUAUGGUUUGCGGUCUAUGUACAAUGAAUCCGGAUGUAAAAUCAAAAGCAAUGUUAUAGAAUUUAAUUUCAAGAUCUAGAAAUGGCCAUGACUUCACAUUCCGACACAAUGCCCAUACCAUUCUGAUUCUCACAAAUUUUCUUAAGGA
Messenger RNA from Arabidopsis thaliana (thale cress), 1673 nucleotides. RefSeq names its product Leucine-rich repeat (LRR) family protein (gene DRT100). The coding region runs from base 240 to 1358 and encodes 372 amino acids. Lineage: Eukaryota; Viridiplantae; Streptophyta; Magnoliopsida; Brassicales; Brassicaceae. The transcript has a single exon. The record is from RefSeq and is marked reviewed.